Cladocopium goreaui is the source of this 2205-nucleotide messenger RNA. The record is from the annotation of a GenBank genome assembly. NCBI's taxonomy places the organism in Eukaryota, Dinophyceae, Suessiales, Symbiodiniaceae.
AUGGGGCUACCCACAACGGUCCCUGAGAGCAAAUGGGGAGCCAGACUAGUUGAACAUCUACGGGGAGAAGCGGAAGAGUUGAUGGAACAUGUAGAGCUGAGUACCAUCACUGAUGACAAGGGUUACAAAAAGGUGUUUGAACUUCUUGACGAGCGCUACAAAGAGCUGGACAAGGACGAGCUUCAACGCUGUCUCAAGUCGUACUUCUAUGCGGCGCCAAUCAAGAAUCAGGAGACCUAUAGGAACUUUGUCAUACGGAUGGACACAGCCUACAGAGGGCUGACACGGCACAAAGUAGAACUACCUGAGCCAGUUAGAGGGUGGAUUCUACUGAAGAAGCUUCUUUUGGACUCGACAUCUGAGGCCCUGAUCAUGACGUCUACAUCGGGGUCACUGAACUACACAGAUGUCCUAGGAGCUCUCAAGGCUGUGUUCCCAAAUGGCCAGGGUCCCGGAGUGAACCCAGGCAAAUCAAAGGACAAGGAGAUCUUCAUUGCCCAGGAAGACAGUGAGACACCAAAUGAGGCCACUGAACUUGAAGUACCAGGCAACGAUGACUUCUUAGAGGUCAUGGAAGCAGUCGCCACUCAAGCUCAAGAACAGAGUGACUAUGAGUCUGAGGAUGCAUUGGAGGUGUUCGAGAACUACUCUAGCAUUCGAAAAAAGAUGCAGGAGAAGAAGACCUCUCGUGGCUUCAGACAAGUGAACACGACUGAGAAACAAUGGAAGCUUGAAGGAAGCGUUCAAGGAAAGCUGUCACUCUUGAAGGCAAAGACCAGAUGUCAUCACUGCAGGAGAAUGGGUCAUUGGAAGAAGGAAUGCCCGCUUCGACAAAAUCAAGGCAAGAAGAGCGAAGGAGGCCAGAAGGAGGUCCACAUUGUAGAGAGCUACAGUGAUGACGAGGCCUUCUUCGAGAGCUAUGUCCUAGACGAGGUCAAGGGCAAGGACUAUGAGCAGGAGUACCACGGGUACCAGGAGACUGACACCAAGACCAAGACGGAGACACAGAAAGACCAGGGUGCCAAGAGGAAUCGAGACAUAUGGGUCUUAGACAAGGAAAUGGGUGUCUUGGAACGCAUCCAUCAGAAAGAAAGGAAGGGACUUUUCACACCACAUGGAGUCAAAGAUCUUCCUAUCGCCAUGGAGGAAUUCUCGGGCGAACGGGAGACAAUCAUGAUCAAUGUGGCCACCGGAGAAAAGAGUGUCAUCAAGGACAACUACCAUACGACCAGAGUGCCCCAUCAGAAGAUGGACUACAACUGGUGUGGAAAGACAAAACUCUACCUGAAGACCAUGGACCAGUCCAAGAAGUCAAGUACCUCGACUAAGGUGGUGGAUCCAGAUGCUCAGCUGCGACUUUUUGAACAUGAAGUACUGAGCGCAAUUCAUGAGGGGGCGCAGCCAGUUUUUUCCAAGUCUGACCAGGCAGCAACCCUGGAUUCUCACGCAGUUCCCGACACGGCAUGUCGCCGUACGCUGAUCGGUGAUUAUGUGCUGUCAUUGCUUGAGUCUAGGUUGAAUGAGAAGGGUCUCAUUGAAGUGCCAAUGACACCACUGGCACAAGAGUUGAUGAACGGGCUCAUCGUGGAAGACAAGAUCGACAUGACCCAGGAAGAGAUCGAUCGCUACAGCGAUCACGAGGAAGACGAGCCAAUGAAGCCAGUUCAUGGACAGGAAGUGAUGAAGGCCGGCAAGUACAAGAACACUCACAACAUGGAGUAUGCCUACACUCAGGACAAGAAGCAUCUGAAGUGGGUGCGCUCCAACAUCCAGCCACAGGGUUCAAGUCCAGAGAUGAGGCGUUACCGCCUCUAUGUGGAGAUGAGAGACCAGAAGAAGAGUCAGAGCGAAGGCAAAGUCAGUGGAACCACCAGCGAGCUCAAGACGUCGAGAGAGAGAGGGAGAAGGAUGGUCUCACGAGAUGACAGCGAUGGAGAUGGACUACGACGAGUACAAGACAUGGGCAUUUCUGGACGAGCUAGAGAAGGAAAAGAACCAAGAGCAGCAGAAUCAGAUGUGGCAGGAGAUCGUCACACAUGUGGCAGAGCAGAACCCAGAGAAGGCACAGAAGAUGAUGCAGGUGUCCGAGAUCAUGGGCAUUCACAUGGCAUGGAAGAUGUUCAAGGCAGUGGCGGAGAUUUUCUCUGUUCCACGAGUAAGUCAAGCAGCUGCAGCUGUGGGACUGAAGUGUGGGCCGUCGUAUGA